AUGAAAUAGCAAAAAAAGAUAAGGUAUUAGAUUAAUAAUAAAACUAGAAAGACUCACCGACGCAUUAUCUAAGUAAUAUAAAUUAUUAAGGAAGACUGCUUAGACUCUUGGGUGAAUACUAACGAGUAUUUAUUAUCAAAAUUCAGCCCUCCUUCUUGCAUCAUCUCUUAGGCUCCAGGAUCUAUGUUGGAAUUUCUUUUAAAAUCUGAAUGA
Paramecium pentaurelia is the source of this 213-nucleotide messenger RNA. Lineage: Eukaryota; Ciliophora; Oligohymenophorea; Peniculida; Parameciidae. The record is from the annotation of a GenBank genome assembly.